This is a messenger RNA of Gadus macrocephalus (Pacific cod), 1377 nucleotides long. RefSeq names its product myelin basic protein-like. Bases 16 to 381 code for a protein of 121 amino acids. The transcript is spliced from 7 exons. Lineage: Eukaryota; Metazoa; Chordata; Actinopteri; Gadiformes; Gadidae. The record is from RefSeq and is a predicted model, not a curated record. Gene Ontology annotation, molecular function: structural constituent of myelin sheath.
CAACUCUUAACAACCAUGGCCUCCGCAAGCAGCUCCGCUCAGGCAGCCUUCGGGCUGGGCAGGAAAAAGAAGACCCCCACCCUCAUGGAUCAGAUCGGGACCUUCUUUGGAGGGGACAAGAAGAGGAAGAGCAAGGGGUCCUUCCGUGGAGCUCUGUCCCCCGCCCCCCAGAAAUCCACCGCCGCCUCUCCCCGUAAGCGCGGCACCGAGAACGCCGUGGUGACGUUCUUCAGAACUAUUGUGUCCCCUGCCCCACCCAAGUCUAGGUGGACUGGAAUGGCAGCUAAGAUGGGCCUGGGGAGCCAGAAGUCACAGCCAAAAGCAAAGAAGGCCGCCGCCGGGGACGGUAAAGGCAGCCUGACCAAGAUCUUCAAAAUGUGAUGAUAUCGUGCUCAGAGGAAGCAGAAGUGCUUCACCAGCCAAGCGCUGAAGAAGUCCCUGAUGGAAGCUUACCCUCUUCCAACGGCAACGCGGGCCCAACCCCUGUCAUCAACAACAAAAACAACAGCAAGGGACGAACGAGAGAGGGAAAAAAAAAUGAAGAAACUAAAAUAUCUCCGUGCCUCUCACUCUCCAAAACCUCAACCGUUUCCUGCAUCUUAACACGCUAACACUUGCCUUAACUGUCCUACGACCUCACCCUUACCACCUUGAUCUCACCUCCUCCCCCACCUCCCUCUCCCCAUGCGGCUGCUAGAUAUUACAAUCUGUGCCUGCUCCCCAUUCCCCCCCCCCCCCCCAAACCCAGAGUCCCAUGUAGUGUUCGUCGGCAUUGUAUGGUGUGUUUGCUGCAGUGGUUCCUGCAUUCUCUCACAAGCGCAGCGCUGAUUGGACGCCUGCUGGGCCUCUCGUUACAUGUGCUUCAAAAGCGUCUCUGUGUCUUUAGUCGUUUUGCUCACAUAAAAGUUGGCUGAAGCGGACGUCACCCGAACAGGAAGUAGAGGGCCGGUCGCAGGUCUUUCUGACCUAACCGCGGACAACCCUUGUGAGUGUGUGAAGAACGGGUGUUGCUCCGCAUCAUUUAUUUUUUAAGGUGUUUUUUUGUCUCGUCUUCUCCGUUGUCGUGUCUUCUCCAAGAACCCUGUUUACGCGUCGCUAUGAUUUAUGUUCUAAACCGAUCUAACAUGGUUUUAACGUUACACGUUUUAAUGGAACAUGUUCAUCGUUUUUGUAUUCCUCCUCUCAUCUUUAGACCCUCAUGGGGUCAAACAUGUGUUCUGUCUUCAAUGUGAUGUCUGAUCUACGUUUGUUAAUAAAACAAUGUGACCUGCUGUAAAGCUUUGAGGUGAACACUGAAUAAACAUAGGGCGAUAUAAAAUCUAUGUUUGCAAUAAAUGCAUUGAAUUCCAAUAAAAUGGAUAAUUCUGCAAUGUCUAA